Fraxinus pennsylvanica is the source of this 867-nucleotide messenger RNA. The record is from the annotation of a GenBank genome assembly. NCBI's taxonomy places the organism in Eukaryota, Viridiplantae, Streptophyta, Magnoliopsida, Lamiales, Oleaceae.
AUGGCCGCCACCACCGUCGCCGCCGCUACAUCCUCCUUCAUUGGCACACGCCUCACGGAUGCACACUCCGGGUCGGGCCGUGUUCUCGCCCGGUUCGGAUUCGGAGCCAAGAAAGCUGGACCCAAGAAAGUGUCAAAGUCCGUCACCUCAGAUCGCCCAUUGUGGUACCCUGGAGCUCAGGCACCCGAAUGGCUCGAUGGAAGUCUGGUUGGUGAUUAUGGAUUCGACCCUUUUGGCCUGGGAAAACCUGCCGAGUACUUGCAGUAUGACUUGGAUUCUCUAGAUCAGAACUUGGCCAAGAACUUGGCGGGUGAUAUUAUUGGGACCAGGACUGAGACUGCUGAUGUUAAAUCAACACCGUUUCAGCCUUACAGUGAGGUUUUUGGACUCCAGAGGUUUAGGGAGUGCGAGCUGAUCCAUGGAAGGUGGGCUAUGUUGGCCACUCUUGGUGCCUUGACUGUUGAGUGGCUCACCGGCAUCACAUGGCAAGAUGCCGGAAAGGUUGAGCUUGUUGAGGGUUCCUCCUACCUUGGUCAACCACUUCCAUUCUCCAUAACCACAUUAAUAUGGAUCGAGGUCCUUGUCAUUGGAUACAUUGAGUUCCAGAGGAAUGCCGAGCUUGACCCUGAGAAGAGGCUUUACCCAGGUGGCAAAUUCUUCGAUCCACUUGGCUUGGCAGCCGACCCUGAGAAGAAAGCCACACUUCAACUUGCGGAAAUAAAGCAUGCCCGCCUUGCCAUGGUGGGGUUCCUCGGCUUUGCCGUCCAGGCUGCCGCUACCGGCAAAGGUCCACUCAACAACUGGGCUACUCACUUGAGUGAUCCUCUUCACACAACCAUUUUGGACACCUUCGGCCUCUUUUCUUAA